This is a messenger RNA of Schistosoma spindalis, 2912 nucleotides long. The record is from the annotation of a GenBank genome assembly. Lineage: Eukaryota; Metazoa; Platyhelminthes; Trematoda; Strigeidida; Schistosomatidae.
ACACUUCUUGGCAAAAUUUCUUAGGCGGUUGUUUCGCAUCCACAAGAUGCCAACUAGACGUAUUCUCCCAUGGAAGAUACCAGACUGGCUUCUAGAUGAUCCUUUACUAAAUAAAUCUAUAUCAGAAUAUUUACCAGUUCACUAUAAUUUUGAGAUCCAUAAAACCAUAUGGCGUAUACAUUGUCUUCGAGCCAGGAGGAUCGCUUUACAAAUGCCAGAAGGUUUGCUCUUGUUUGCAAUACCGAUUUCUGAAAUUAUUCGAAAUUACUUUAUUCGUAGCAACAAAACCUCAGGUCAUGCUCUUACUAUCUCUAGUAACGAUACUGCUGUAGCUGAGGACGGUAUUAAAGAUAUUGAUGUUGUAAUUUUGGGCGAUGUUACUUAUGGAGCUUGUUGUGUAGAGGAGCUGACUGCAAAAGCUCUUGGUGUUGACUUGCUCGUACAUUAUGGUCAUAGUUGCUUGAUACCGUUGGACUCAAUUUCCGUCCUAUACGUAUUUGUUGAUAUUCAGAUCGAUAUCGUCCAUCUGAUAGAUAGUGUAAAGGCUAACUUUGAGAAGUCUUCCCGCUUAGCCCUUGUUUCUACAAUACAAUUUGUUACUAGUUUGCAGACUGCUAAGCAACCAUUAUUAGAAGCCGGUUACUCAGUUACCAUUCCUCAGUGUCUUCCUUUAUCGCCUGGUGAAAUACUUGGAUGUACAUCUCCUAAAGUAGAAGGUGUUGAUGCCUUAAUCUACGUGGGUGAUGGUCGCUUUCAUCUCGAAUCUAUUAUGAUAUCUAAUCCAUUGUUAGCUGCUUAUCGUUAUGAUCCCUACAAUAAGUCAUUUACGCGUGAAUACUACGAUCAUAAAGAAAUGCGUAAACAUAGAAAAAAAGCUGUUGAUACCGCAAGAAAUGCUGUCAAUUUUGGGAUAAUAUUGGGCAAGUAAACUACAACUUAUGUCUUUAUUAUCAUCAUUUUGGUUAUAUAACUUUGCACUGUAUUUACUUGAUAAUGUUCUUCCAAAACUAUUUUCUGCCGGAUCGGUCGCCCCAGAGGUAACGAACUUCGACCUAAUGGCUAGGUAAAAAAAUACGAAACCUGGAGAGCUUUUGUCUGAUCUCAUAUGAAGCGUAGGUACAUCUCUUGAAUAUUUAUUUUAUUAAAACAACCAUCCGGUGUUUACUGGUUCUCACUGUUUCUAUAGCUGGAAGUAGACUGUGGAGAAAAUUAUCUCCAAAUCGAUCAAACCUUCACUAACCAUUUACUGAGAAAUUUUUCAUAAAUACCAUUUUCUUUCCAAAGAAAUUGCUUUUUUCUAACCUCAAUAAGAUCCAACUGAGAAACUGUUUCCGUACUAUUUUUCCUUUUAUUUUAAUAUAGGUACACUCGGAAAACAAGGGUCACCAGCUGUUGUGAAACAACUUCAGACAGAAUUGGAAAAAUCAGGAAAGACUUACAUUAUACUAUUGCUGUCUGAAAUAAUUCCAACUAAAUUAGCGCUUUUCGAUGAACAAGUAGACGUCUGGAUUCAGGUAUCCUUAACUUUUCGUUUUCAGGCUCUAAUUCAUAUAUGCGUAUGACAAUUUUCUAAUGGCUUAAGCAUUAAAAUGACCUGAUUUCAUGGUUGAAAUGCUUUUAAUGGGCUUGGAAAUUAGAAACGCGACUUACUAUAAGAUGUAUUCCAAUAAUAAAUUGUCUGGUUCGUGCUAGACAUCCUCAACUUUAUCAAUGGGCGACAUAAUAUGUUUGAUGUCUUGUAAGCCAUUCCAUUUGAUUUUGGACGUUUCGUCAUCAAAAUUAACUUUGUUAUGAACUCGUUAUUUUCAUCUACAAUUACACUUGCUGGAAGAACCUCAACUCAACCACUCAGAAUAAUCGAACUAAUUCGUCAAACGACUGCUAUAAAGACAAAGUCGACAGUAAAUGACUUCAUGAAUUGAUGUUUACAAUUGGUCUAGCCACUUCAUACGUUAUUGAGACCUGCUCCUCUCCUAUCCAGCUUAGCACUUCGGUGGCUUGGCAUACGUAGCAAAUGUUGUAAACAGCCAAGUCGGCAAAGAUUUACAGUCUGAUCAGUCGACUUGCUAUUUCUACCUUAAACAUUGUGCUUACAUUCAGUACGUGGUCUUACCACACCCAGACAAUAAUUUGAAGUACAUUUGUCCUCAAUCUUCGCUGGCUGUUUUUUUACAGACAGGAACACUUUAUGUUUGCUUCUAAAAACAAAUCAACCGACGCGGCAGGUAAUAUAUGUUUACAAAAACCAAGUAAUUGUCUUGUAACCAUGUCAAGACCUUAUUCACUACCCUUACGAAAUUUCCAAGUUAAAUGAAGGUGCCGUCACGGAUCAGUAAUGAAUUUACUCUGUAUGGUCCAGAAAUGUAUUGAUUCAAAUAAAUCCUCAAGCAAUAUUUAGAACCUAAAGGAGGAGAAAUGUAUCCCAACCAUCCUUCCAUCAUCACUUAAAACUUUUAGAAAACUGAACUUUUCCAGCACCCUCAUCGAACACAACAAUGUCAUUUGCGUACUCCAAGUCAAUAAAGUGUAGAUUUUACACAUCCUUGCUGCUCGUAUAACAUUUUACAUUUAUUGCAUAAAUUUGUCGACUCAAAAGAGUUACUUCCUUAUUCUUUUUUGCUCCAAGGUUGCAUGUCCUCGCCUUAGUAUUGACUGGGGUGUUGAGUUUACUAAACCUUUACUCACACCAUACGAAGCAUUUGCUGCUUUAAAUGAGCAAGUUUUUUGGCCUAAAGAUUUAUCCGAAGCCUAUCCCAUGGAUUAUUAUGCUAACCAAAGUUUGGGACACUGGACACCAAAUCACAGGUUGAAUAAAUUGUGUGCACCAAAAACCGUUAACUAAAAAGAUAUAUUACUUGUAAAAAUAAUUGCUGCAAAUAUAACUUAUUAUUAGAACUAAAGUAUAAAUUUUU